AUGCCACCCACCACCGUUGAGCUGGGCGGACUUCAGACAGAGAACAGAAACCCGAGAACCACGGCCAUUGACAAGGUAUCCACGGAAGAGCUCUGCCGCAUCCUGCAUCAGGAGGAUUGCCGUGUCCCUGCGGCCAUCACACCAUGCCUCCCAGAUAUCGCUGGAGCGAUUGAUGCGCUGGCCGAAAAAGUCGGUAGAGGCGGUCGCGUGUUUUACAUUGGUGCCGGCACUAGCGGAAGGUUGGGUGUGUUGGACGCUUCUGAGAUCCCGCCAACAUAUUCCGCCCCCUCAAAUCAAUUUAUUGCCCUGAUUGCAGGCGGCGACUAUGCGCUACGCAACGCCAAGGAAGGCGCGGAGGAUGACCGAUCCGCUGCCAAGACUGAUCUUGACGCUUUUAAUAUUAAGGCAGGCCUAGAUUGUUUAAUUGGCAUUGCAUCUUCUGGGCGAACCCCCUACGUCUUGGGAGGUUUGGAAUAUGCCAGGUCCAUUGGCUGCACCACUGUAGGUGUUGUCUGUGUGCAGCCGUCUGCCAUUGCGACAGAGGGCAAUGCAGACUUUCUUGUCAGUGCUGUCACCGGCCCCGAGUCGGUGACGGGCAGCACGAGAAUGAAAGCCGGCACUGCUACAAAACUGGCCUUGAACAUGAUUAGUACAGGCAUCAUGAUUAAGUUGGGUAAAACUUAUGGAAAUCUGAUGGUGGAUCUCAAAGCCACGAAUAUUAAGCUGCAGCAACGUGCCCGAAACAUUCUGAGAGCUAUUGGCGGCCAGCGUUGUCAUCAUUCCGAUGAAGAUCUGGAUGGUAUUCUCGCAGCUGCUCGUGGCAGCACCAAAGUCGCCGCCGUAGUCAUCGUCUUGGAAGUGGACGUAGCGGAAGCCGAGCUGCGCCUGGAACGGAACAAUGGCGUUCUUGCCCAAGUAUUUGCAGAGGCUGAAACCGAGUCAAGCACGGGGAACAAUGACGACAGCGGUAUCGUUCUCUGUGUUGAUGCGGGGGGAACAAGCUGCAAGGCUACGGUUCUGUCCAAAGAUGGGGCUGUCGGGACAGGCAUUGGAGGGCCAUGUAACAUAACAAGCAAUGGUCUAGAUGCCUGUCUAUCAACCAUUUUUAAAGCCAUUCAGCAGGCGACAGAUUCAUGUCCGGCAACAAAAGGACGCCGCUUCUCGUCAAUUGCGUUCGCCGCAGCUUGGGUCGGUAUCGCUGGCUAUGAUCGACCUGCACUGCAGCCUUUGAUCGACUCUGGACUGUCUAAGCUAUUAAAUCUCAAAGUCGGUGUCGGACUUGACGUAACCGCAGACAUAGAUCUCCUACCCGUCGCGUCAGCUUCGGAAGAGAAUGUGGAAUCGGCCAUUGUCCUGGUCGCAGGUACCGGUUCUGUGAGCAUGAGCUUUCGGAAAGAAAACGGUCGUUUCAUCCGUACAAGCCGUGCCGGUGGCUGGGGCUACUUGCUCGGCGACGACGGCUCUGGCUACGGAAUUGGUCGAGAGGCGUUGCGACUGGCGUUGCGUGCAAGUGACAUGAGCCGCAUGCGCAAGGCCGCGGGAGCGCCCUCUCAGCCCCUGCCACCGCUUGCAGAUGCGAUCCUCAACCACUUCAAGGAGCGGUUUCCCGAAGCAGAAGCAGACGACUUACUCAGCACCAUCAUGGUGCCCAGCUCUGCUCCGCAGCAGCCCGAGGAUGCCGUGAUGGACAGGACCAGCCGCAUUGCUGGGGUAGCCAAGACGGUCCUGGCCCUGGCCGGGGUAAACGAAGAUGCUGAACGUAUCAUUUCAGCGGGUGCUGACAGAUUGGCAGAGCUUGUUACUCUGCUGGCCUCCAGCCAAGGCAUUGAGCCGUCCAAGGCCAGCUUGGUGUUGGCAGGUGGUCUUAUGCAGGAUGAGGGAUACCGCAAGCGGGUGGUAGGCUCCGUCGAGAAGGCAGGUUACAAGUUUCAGCAUGUCCAGAUAGUGGACCGUCCAGCCAUGAACGGAGCGCAAUUUCUCUUGCAGUCGAUACAAAAGCUGCAAUAG
Molecule: messenger RNA, 2007 nt
Organism: Akanthomyces muscarius
Lineage: Eukaryota; Fungi; Ascomycota; Sordariomycetes; Hypocreales; Cordycipitaceae
Exons: 4
Coding region: 1-2007 (668 amino acids)
Biological process (GO): glucose homeostasis; response to fructose; negative regulation of glucokinase activity
Cellular component (GO): nucleoplasm; mitochondrion; cytosol
Molecular function (GO): fructose-6-phosphate binding; carbon-oxygen lyase activity; carbohydrate binding
Source: RefSeq, a predicted model, not a curated record